Owenia fusiformis is the source of this 3046-nucleotide messenger RNA. The record is from the annotation of a GenBank genome assembly. Lineage: Eukaryota; Metazoa; Annelida; Polychaeta; Sabellida; Oweniidae.
AUCUGAUCCUAAGGAUAAUUCAGGGAGUCUGACGAUUGUACAAGAGAGUAGCCCUAUUAGUCAUAUUUACUACAGUCACACAGUGGCAGCAUUAUGUUUAGGAUUAAUUGAUUGAGAUAUAGGGAUUGAGAAAUCUACAGCGCUAUAUAAAGGAGCAGCGGUUAGCUUGUAAUCAAUAGAUAGACAGAGAGAGAGACAGACAGGCGAGGAGAGAAAUGUGAGACAGUGUUCACUUUUACAACUAUACACAAUAUUAUACAAAUGUGAUUUGGAAUUUUUGGAAACCUGCAGGACUCAAAAAACAUCAUACAUGCAGGAUUCAACAACAAAUGUACAACAAAGAAAAAGAGAAUUACAUAUCACCUACACAUCCUUUUAGAUAAAGAUUCCGGUAUGGACAAUCUGAACAGAUGAGUAAGGAUUAAGAUGAACACUAAAUAUGUAAAUGACAAACUGAAAGACAAAUGGAACAAUCUCCGAUAACAAGAAAACAUUGAUCGACAACGCAAAAAACCACUGGGCUGGAAAACGAAUUUGAUCUCUCUGAACAUUGAUUGUGUAACAAGGCGUAUUCUGUGAUGAAAUCUGAAAAAAGGAUUUCCUUUUAAGCUAGGAUCUCCGAUUAACAGCACUAUGAUCUGAAGCUCUCCAGGGCCAUAUUUCCCUAGGGAAUCAAGUAUACAACCCACCAACAGUCUACUAUAUUAGAUUAGAAGCUAGCAAUCAUUAUAAGGUAUACUCAAAACUAAUCUAAAAAUAAGUUCCAAUUUCAAAAACAAAUCUAAAGAUCAGAGAAACUAUAUCAUAACUUCUAUGAAAUAUCUAUCAUAAAAUUUAAUGAUAUAGAGCCUGCUGUCUGAGAUUGAAGCUCCACUAUUUUGGUUAAAUUCACCCUUGAGAGAAGACUUUGACAUAAACACUACAAAACAGCUAUAAACAUGAUAUUUUAAUGCUAAUGAUUCCGUAAAUGAUCUGGGAUAUGGACGCAGACAAUUUAAACAAUUAAGACAAUUACUAGAGGCAAGGGGAAGCAACAAAACUAUACAUUAUCGUAAAACAGGCAAUGUUAUCCUGACACAGUAUAGUUUUGGUUCCAGAGAGAUCAAUAUAUCAUAGGUGUUGAUGAAUAGCUACAUGAUGUGUAUUUUCCUAGACAUAAUAGUAUAUUAGUGAUGAAUCACAGUUGGGGUGUUAUGAUGGCAAUACAGAAAUAUACAUAGAAGUCUUAUAGAAGAAAGGGCGAAGAAGGGAAGGUUGAGACCCAUUUAAGUAGCUUAUGACUUGACUGAAAAAUUAAUAUAAUAUAAAUGCCACCAACAUCCUGUAUAAUCUACUUAUGAGCAAGACAUAUGUAAACAUCACAAGAAGAGCAAUAAACUGCAGAAAGAGUUAACAAAGUUUACCUCAGUGCUUUGAAAAAUGAAAGUGGUGAAAAAUCAGCAUCAUAGUUUGAUAAUUAAGAAUAUUGGAAACAAUUUGAUUGGCGCAUGAUAUUUAUUUGGAUUGAAGCAAUGUGAAAAAUUCAAGUUUCAUUGCCAGGUGUGGAAACAGUGAACAAUAUUUGUGUUGUGUAUAGUGUUUCUGAUCAAUGCUCCAAUAAAUUGCAUUUACAUGAAACAUAGAGAUCAUUAGCUUUUCCAAUACACAGAUUAAAAUUGAAUGAACAGACUUGAUUGGAAGUGACUUCAGAUCAACGCUAUCCUGAAAUCAUCCAUAAAUAUAAUUGGUACAUCUGCAUUUUAAACAAAAGCUAACCAUAAGGCCAGGGAGGACAAGUGAAAAAAUGAUAUACUAGAUGUGAACAUACAAAAACAAAAAGAUUUAAGGAUAUUAAUACGUAAUUUAUUGAUUAUACAUCAUCAAGACAAUUAGUCACAAUGGCAUACGAGAUUGACAAUUUGAACUAUACAGCUGGAUAUGAUGUGAUUCUCAAUUACAGUACAGCCGGGCCAAGUAAUAAUGAUGGUGGUUCAUCAGAAAUAUCUGGUUUGAAAAAGUUUGGUGAAGCGUAUGGUUCAGUACACGGAUACUUAAGUGUUGCUGUAUGCAUAUUUGGCUUAAUUUGCAACUCCGCAAAUAUCAUUGUACUGACACGAAAAAAUAUGAUUUCUUCGACAAACACAAUCCUGCUGUGGUUAGCUGUAGCUGAUCUGCUGACGAUGACAUCAUAUCUUCCCAUUGCUGUCCAUUUCUACAUCCUGAAGCCACCUGACUUGGGACUCUUUGAUACACGCAGUGUUCCUUGGAUACAUUUUUUCCUUUUCCAUAUUAACUACACAGUUGUAUGCCACACAAUAGCAAUAUGGCUGACAAUUACUCUGGCAACGUUUCGCUUCUUGUAUAUCUAUUUCCCGACAAGAGGCAUGACGUUAUGUUCUCUACAGAGGGCAAAGCUAAGUAUCGCUCUAGUUUACAUAAUCACUGUAUGUAUAUGCGUCCCAAACUUUCUUUGUAAUGCUGUAGCCAAUGUGGGACCAAAGUUCUACACAUCAGUGAAAGAGAUUAAUGGUACAAAUGUGACAAUCCAUGAAAAUAUUUGGACGAUCCUCGACAGCAACUUAGCGAAAGCACAACCUAUUUUGAUAAGGUUGAACUACUGGAUCCAAGCAUUGUUCAUCAAAAUCAUCCCAUGUAUUCUGCUAACUGUACUAACCAUUGUACUUAUUGUUGCCAUGAAUGAGGCAAGCAAACGGCGAAUGAGACUGAAGUCUCAAGGCAAGAAAAAUGAAUCCGACCGAUCACACGAGAACAAUCGUACCACAAAGAUGCUCUUAGCUGUGGUUGUAUUGUUCCUUAUUACAGAAUUACCACAUGGAAUACUUACAGUCUGUAACAUAUUCAUUACCAACUUUUACAAAAUGGUGUAUGCACCUCUCGGUGAUGUUUUUGACAUUCUAGCACUUAUCAAUAACUCUGUCAACUUUGUGCUUUAUUGCACUAUGUCAAGACAAUUCAGGACCACAUUCAUUGAGGUGUUCUCUGCUUGUUGUCCUAGUAAACCAAACUGUUUGAAGAAUGAAGGAUUUAAGCUUGUGCCAAAUGGAGA